AGGGUCGAGGAGGUGGAGGAGGACCAAGGGGAGGACGAAGAAAGAAGUUGGACCCUGCCCUCCAGGGUCUCAUGGGAGAAGCUCAUCUCAGGUUUGCACGUGGAGAUAUAGAGAACGGGAAGAAGAUGUGCCUGGAGAUUAUCAGGCAGGAUCCGUCCGCUCCGGAACCUUUCCAGGCCCUGGCAAAUCUAUACGAGGAGGGAGAUGAGAUAGAGAAGGGUUUACAGGUAGAUAAUAUACGAGGAGGGGGAGGAGAUAGAGAAGGGNAGGAAAAUUGGACUUCUGCAAGAAGUUCCAAUAUUAAACGAGUCUGUAGACCCUUAUUCCCUUUUUUUGAGACAUCCUGUAUAAGUAAUUAUAUAUAUAUUCAUAUAUAUUUAGCUCCCCCUGACCCAGACGAAUGGUCUAGAUUGGCAGAUAUGUCUCUUGAACAGGGAGAUGUUCAACAAGCCUGCUUCUGCUACAAAAAAGCUCUGGAAGCGGAUCCCUGUAAUUCUAAGUUCUAUUUUACACGCUCAAAUUUACUAGAGCAGCUUGGGGAUAAAAAAGCAGCUCUGCGCUGCUACAAGAAGCUGCUUCAAAAUUUGAAGGAGGACCAGGGAGAAGAGUUUCUACAGGUAUUUUUAAGGCAUUGUUUGGUCCAGUUCACUUGUGAUAAUUCUGAUGUUAAUCUUGGUAAUCUUGAACCUGAAGAACAAUUAGCAGCAUUCACAGAACUGGUUGUUCCUGAGAACCUCCCGGCGGACAUCAAGAGCAAGCUCAUCAUUAUCCUCGUCAACCUCAAGGCCAAGCAUUUAACCAACGACUUGUUGGAUACUUUCCUUGAAGCUGAUCCAGAAGAUUUUGGAGAUUUGAUGCUGGAUAUAUCGGAAGCUCUAACAAAGAACAAGGAGUAUGAGAGCGCGCUUCUAUUCCUGAGAAAGUUGGUGGACAGUGAAAGGUAUAGCGAGGCUGCAGUUUGGUUACAGUUCGCUGAAUGUCUCCAGGCAGCAAACCGGUUAGAAGACGCAGAAUUAGCUUUCAAGCAGGUAUGUAUAAACAAGGAAGAACUCCACGCUAUAUCCUCGGCUAAGAAGAUCUCUAGUAAAAAUCGUGCACUGACCGAGGUUAGAAACUUUAGACGAGAACCCUUAGAUGAAACCGAGACUCCAGAGUUUGAAGAAUCAAGUACCUGUGUAAACCUAGAGGACGAGUUUGCAUUGUUCCGUCAGGUUUGUGAUAUUCUCUUCCAGCAGGAGAAAUAUGAUGAGUUACAGAGACUUGUUUUCUCCGCGCUGGGGUCUCCGGUAUUCGCCCGGAGUCAGGAGAUUCAUAAGGAAUGCGAGUUCUUGUGCUUGUUAGGUUCUUUUUUUAACGGAGAUUCCUACCAUGCCUACAAUUCUGUUCGUGAUCUUAUAAUAAAAGAUGUCAAAAAUUCAGCUAUUUGGAAUAUGUUUAACCUAGUAAUAAUGCGCGCAGAUGAUGUUCGUCACAACCGGUUUCUAAUGCGUCUAAUGUCGCGUAACCCCGAGAACCUGGCUCUGGGUAUACUUAAUGGGCAUAACUGCCUUGUUGCUGGUACAUAUAAGUAUUCGUUAGGAGAGUAUAUGUCGGCUUUUAAACAGGAUAGAUCUAAUCCCCUGAUUGCCCUAAUGCUGGGAUUAACCUUCUGUCACAUGGCGUGUCAGAAGUUUAGCGGCAAGAAACAUAGUUUAGUUGUACAAGCCUGUGCUUUCUUGAAUACCUACAAAGAGCUGAGAGGGGAAUGCCAGGAGGUUUACUAUAACCUUGGUAGAUCAAUGCAUCAACUAAACCUGCUCCCAGCAGCACUCUUCUACUAUAAGAAGGCCCUGGAGCUCGGCCCAUCCGUCCCGGACAGCUCCGAUACUAUAUUCGACCUGAAACACGAGAUUGGGUUCAAUAUCUCCUUGAUCUACCAGUCUUCAGGGAACCUUGAGUUAGCUAGGAUGUAUGCAGAGAAAUAUAUUGUUAUAUAAAUUAACAAAAAUUCGAAUUUAUAAAACUGUGAUAUUAAGUACAAACUCUGAUAUUAUUAAGAUGAUUUUUUUAGUUUUUAUUUUUUUUUUAAAGGAUUGUAAAUGUAGUUUCAUUUAUCAUGUUUAGUUAACAACAAUACUCUUAUAUUCUUCAUAUGAGCAAAAAUGAUGAAAAUAUCGUAGUUUCCUAUUUUCUAGUAUCAGACUUUUACAUGAAAAGAAAAUGCUAUGAGACGAGUGGGGAGAAAUUAAAUACAGGGUUAUCUGUAUAGGAUAAUACUGUAAAGACGACCUAAAUUAAUAUAUUCUGUGUAUUUAUAGCAAUCGGUCAAUCACACUGUGUUCCCUUAGCAAUCAGUCAAUCACACACUUUUCUUAACCAGCAAUCGGUCAAUUACACUCUUUUCUUAUCCAGCAAUUGGUCAAUCACACACUUCUCAUUCCAGCAGUCGGUCAAUCACACACUUCUUAACCAACAAUCGUUCAAUUACACUCUUUUCUUAUCCAGCAAUUGGUCAAUCACACACUUUUCUUAUCUGGCAAUCGAUUAAUCACACACUUCUCAUUCCAACAAUUGGUCAAUCACAAACUUCUCAUUCCAACAAUCUGCAAUCACACUUUUCUUAAACAACAAUCGGUCAAUUACACUCUGUUCUUAUCCAGUAAUCGGUCAAUCGCAUCGAUUAAUCGCACUCUUCUGUUAUGCAAUUAAUUAUUAUAAUCAGUAAUUUUUUUUCAGA
This is a messenger RNA of Eurytemora carolleeae, 2716 nucleotides long. Its product is annotated as general transcription factor 3C polypeptide 3. Bases 72 to 1976 code for a protein of 634 amino acids. The transcript is spliced from 16 exons. The record is from RefSeq and is a predicted model, not a curated record. Lineage: Eukaryota; Metazoa; Arthropoda; Copepoda; Calanoida; Temoridae. Gene Ontology annotation, molecular function: protein binding. Gene Ontology annotation, biological process: transcription by RNA polymerase III. Gene Ontology annotation, cellular component: transcription factor TFIIIC complex.